AUGAUGCCAAGACAUGCCUUUGACGAGCAUUUGCUAUCCGCUAGGCUCAAGCAGUACAAUAACAUUGGCACAAUCAAGCUACCCUCGAGUCCAAGGAAACCCGAAAUUCCCGUUGAUUGGGCACGCAGAAAUUUCGCGGCUGUCGAUACUGCGGUUUGCCCAAUGAAGAAAACGGCGAUUUACCCGGCGAAAACAGACGACAUAAAACACGAGGAAGAGAUAGACUACACGGAGAAGGAUCACCUGAAUUCUGGCCAAAACAUCGUCAAUGCACUAGGGACGAGCAUGAUUGCCAAAGCGCGACUAGAAGGGCAGUCCUAUCCACGAGGUCAGUAUUCUCAUUAUUUGUUCUCGAUCAGUUACUCUGAUCUCCAUUAUCCCGUAUUCUUGGAUGGCGUGCGAUUUGUUCUCCUGGAUAUUGACCCAUUCGUCUCCUUAGAUUCCCCUUCGAGUCUGCUCCUUCUUCGACUGAAGCCAGAAGCCGCGUCUAACCGCACCAGAUGCCUCAUUCUUACCCGUGAGGCAGCAAGUCUACGCCCUGCGCCCAUUUUGACCCUCCCACCUUGGUCUGCCCGAGAUUUCUCUUUUUCUAACUCACAUCCUCUAACCCCCAACUUCUCUCCCUCUUCCACCCUCGGGGUCUUCUCAUUUUUUUCUUCUUCUUCCUCUUCUUCUCCGUCACCACAACACUUUCUCAUCGACAAAGCAGCUUCGCCCAACAAGAGGCGACGGCUUCAUCUCGCGAUACGCGUCGCUCAUGAUUUUGAUCAAAGUCUGAGCAGUUGGGACCGAUUUUCUGGCUCCUUCCUCUUCAACUCACGCGUGGUCAGGCAGACUCACUUGGUUGGUUUUUCCGUCUGCCACAGCUCACUUCCUCUUCCUCAUUCUCUUCCUCACACCUUUCUCUUUCUUUUUCUUCUUCUCAAAUCCAACACCACCGCCUUUCUGGCUGCCCACUUCGCAAUGUCGACCUUCUUCCAGCUUUGCUUCCAUUCGAUCCUCUUUUCUCUUCCUCUGCCAAUCCCCUCACUCGGCUUUUUCUUCAUUCCACCUCACCUCAGCCAUGUCAUUAUCGGCUCAUUCUCAUCUCUCUCGCCCGAAUUGAUUGGAAAUUCAGCGCAAAUCUUCCUCGCGAUGGCCUGCUCUCCUCCCUCCGAGAUCGAGGUUCCCAGAAUGAAGCGUUGUCACAGCAGCAACACCAUGGGCCAUUUGGACAGGCCAGUCACCCUUCUGUGGGCAGUCGGGGCAAAUCACCUCUUCAUUCCGGUUCUGCCUUCGGGCGGUAUGGUCUCAACCACCUCGGAUUUCCCUCGUGGAAGUCCUGGGAUGGUCCAAUCGGUUACUUGUUGCCACCAAUCCGUCCUGCUGGGCAAGCAGGGUAGCGGGCCUUGGAGGUACACCCUACUCUCUCGUUUCCGGGUGACAUUCUGGGUCCCCAUCGAUGUCUGGCUAGGUGUCGCAAGCCAAAAGUGUUUCUCCAUGGAUGUUAAGAAGUACCGAUCUUGGCGAGAUUGUAGUGGUAGCGGCAGCAAAGAUGCAGGAUCUCAAUGGCGUGGCACAAUAGAGGAUGACGAGUUGGGCUUACCAGACAACUCAUUCGAUGAUUCCGAGAGCCAGGAUGAUAUGGCAGACAAUUCAGUCGACUCUGACAACGGCAAUGAGGUACGCCCACAAUUCACAUUGUCAAAUGACGUAUCGGGAGUCCGGCGAUAUCUCAAGCUUGAGGCAUGUGUGGAUGCCAGGACCAUUUGGACCGGUCACCGACUCUACUUUGAGCCGGGGCAUCGCCCUUCGAGUGACGGAUAUCGGGUGCGGGACGUGGCGUCAACCUCCGGUUCGAUGGACUGGGGGAUGACUCGUGAGGGUUCGGUCUCGUCGUCGUCAUACCCUAAUAGAGCAGCUCGAGAUCAUUCCCUACUCUCCCGUUUUGGGGGUGAUUCUUGUGGGACGGCCCUGAUGACACCUUCGGGUGUCCCUGCGGAGAGCUUGGAAGAAAGCCACGCGGUGGUCAGAAGAAUUGGCCGCUCUUCCUACCAUCAAGCCUGA
Molecule: messenger RNA, 2046 nt
Organism: Colletotrichum lupini
Lineage: Eukaryota; Fungi; Ascomycota; Sordariomycetes; Glomerellales; Glomerellaceae
Exons: 15
Coding region: 1-2046 (681 amino acids)
Source: RefSeq, a predicted model, not a curated record